AUUUGUAGGAACUUGGCAUUUUAGUUUGAAUUUUGCGACGGUUUGCUGAAUAUCAAAAUCGCGAGCGCCACAAAUUUUCCGCUUGAAAAAAUUGUUUAAAAUUAAAUAAGGAUUCCAGUGUGUGCACAUCAAAUUAAACCUUCUCUGCAUAAGCUUAAAUCAAAAUAAAAGUGUUAAAAAGCUAGACUAAAAAACGACUCAAAGUCUCAGUAAAAUUUACAUAACCAAAAGUUAACAUUUGGUAAUCGAAAUGGGCAUUCCUGACAUCCGGCUGCUGGUUACGCUGGAGUUUGAGGUCUAUGGCCAUGUGCAAGGCCUGAAUCUCACGAAAGACACCCGGGAUCGCUGCACCAAGGCGGGCAUCACGGGCUGGGUAAAGAACAGCAAGCAGGGCACCAUUGUCGGCAAAAUGCAGGGUCCCAAGGAGGAGGUGGACAAAAUGAUCACCUGGCUGUCCAGCGAAGGCUCACCCGGCUGCCAAAUCGAGCGCUGCGAACUCCGGAACCAAGGCAACCUCAGCCGACUGGACUACAAGGACUUUGCCAUUAGGUUUUAGAUGUGUUUACCGACACCAAGCAAUCAUCUAUAUAAAAUUGAUGAUUUGUGUGGCUCAGUUUUGUGUUUGUUAUGUGCAUUAUUUCUAUAAGUUUGUAAAUAUCGAGUAAAAAAUAAAGAAAUUUAUAAUAAAUUUAAA
Drosophila kikkawai is the source of this 694-nucleotide messenger RNA. RefSeq names its product acylphosphatase-2. The record is from RefSeq and is a predicted model, not a curated record. Gene Ontology annotation, molecular function: acylphosphatase activity. Lineage: Eukaryota; Metazoa; Arthropoda; Insecta; Diptera; Drosophilidae.